Molecule: messenger RNA, 7034 nt
Organism: Salvelinus fontinalis (brook trout)
Lineage: Eukaryota; Metazoa; Chordata; Actinopteri; Salmoniformes; Salmonidae
Product: nuclear receptor subfamily 1 group D member 1-like
Exons: 8
Coding region: 661-2421 (586 amino acids)
Biological process (GO): negative regulation of transcription by RNA polymerase II; cell differentiation; positive regulation of transcription by RNA polymerase II
Molecular function (GO): RNA polymerase II cis-regulatory region sequence-specific DNA binding; nuclear receptor activity; zinc ion binding
Source: RefSeq, a predicted model, not a curated record
AUGAGAACACACCCAAUAGUAAAAGGAAGGAGGGAGAGACAGUAGAGUGAAUUAACAGGGGACAUAUAGUGAGAUGAGAUGCACCCCUUUAACCAAACAGACACAACCGAAGUUGAGAGAGGACACCAGGAGCGAGACACAUUUAUUUCAGUUACCUGAAAACGUUAUUGAUGUGGAAGUGGUGGGUUUGUGUAUUAUUGGGUGUGUCUAGCCUGGCUAAAUUCAGUUCAUUCUCAGAGAUGCUGAUGGAGCUGUGUAUUCUUGGGAUUUCAGAAAAUCACUUGUUUGUUCUCGGCUUGAGACACUCAAAUCCGCUGAACCAAGCAACUCACUAGUCUAGUAGCCUAGAGUUAUUCAGAGCGCAGAACAGAUUCAGGUAGCUUCCGAGAAAAUCUCUCCUGCACACCUGAGACAAUUAGACAUAACUGUUCUGCAAAGCAAACAGCUGGACAUAACUGUGCUUACAGUAUACGACGGAAGUUUCAGUCGUUUGGCAGAUCAAUACGAUUGUCUUCAACCGCGCGCUCGUUCUAUGGGUCAGUUAUCCACGCAUAACUAGUUCUCGACUCCUACCUGUCUCCACUUGAGUAUUGAUCCUGCAGCUAUAUAUCGAAAAGUCAGCAUCAUUCACCACAGCAAACAAAAGACACAUCAAGAAACAUGGACACUCCAGGUGGAGGUGUUAUUCUGUAUGCGCGCUCCUCAGGCAGCGGCAGCCCUAGCCCUGGCAGCCCGUCCAGUGGGUACCAGACCCAGUCCCCCUCCUCCACCCUCUCCCAGCCCUCCUCCCCAGAGGAGAUCACCUUCACAGAACUCAGGCCCCUGGGGUCCCUGAAGGGCCAGAGAGGGGGAGGAUGCACACCUCCAUCCUCCAAGCUGGUGUUCCACUUCCCAGAAGUCUACAAUGUGGCUACAUCAACGUCCACCCACCAGCACACAUACCAACACCCCAUCGCUGGGAAAAGGCCUAGUGGAUUCACAGGACCUUUCACCAAGACUGGUGGUAUGGUGCUCCUGUGUACAGUGUGUGGAGACAUUGCAUCUGGGUUCCACUACGGAGUGCACGCCUGUGAGGGUUGCAAGGGCUUCUUCCGUCGCAGCAUUCAGCAAAACAUCAACUACAAGAUGUGUGUGAAGAACGAGAACUGCCUCAUUAUGAGAAUGAACCGCAACCGCUGCCAACACUGUCGCUUCAAGAAAUGCCUCUCCGUGGGCAUGUCCAGAGAUGCUGUGCGUUUUGGCCGUAUCCCUAAGAGGGAGAAGCAGAGGCUUCUGGAUGAGAUGCAAAGCUACAUGAACAGCCUGAACGAGUCUAACACCAUGGACAUAGAGUCCUCCCCCAUCUCCGAAUCCCCUCCCAGCCCAGCAGAGGUUCCUUCCAAAGAGGCCAUCAGAGCCAUCUCACGGGCCUAUCAGGACAUCUCUUCCAGCAGCCAAGACAGGGCAGCCAAGAGGGAACUCAACAUCACCAACUUACCAACAACAUCUCUGUUCAAGAGCAACACAUCUCAGGAGACCAGCUACACCAAUGGCUCCUCCCACCUCGGGUCUGACUCCACCCAGGGGUACCAGUCCUGUCCUGCAGGCCUUGCCCCUCACUGCCCAGACACUAAUGACAACCACCAUACGUUCCCCUCUGUGGACAAAAGAGGCUAUAGUUGCCCCGCUACUUUGUCCAAUCAUGACCACGGACAGUCUAAUGUGGGCACACCUCAACGAGGCAGCUCGGCCAAUCACAACAGUUUUUCCAUGAAGGAAGAGACCCAAGAGCCCCAAACUCAGACAUCCUGUCCGUGGAAAUUAGCUGCUGGAACCAAAGUGCUGGCCUGUCCUCUCAAUGCGUGUCCUGUAUCUGCGGCCAGUCGUUCUGGACAGCAGAUAUGGGAGUCUUUCUCCCAGUGUUUCACCCCGGCAGUGAGGGAAGUGGUGGAGUUCGCUAAGGGUAUCCCUGGCUUCCAGGAGCUCAGCCAGCACGACCAGGUCAUGCUGCUCAAAUCAGGCACCUUCCAGGUGUUGAUGGUGAGGUUCUGUACAAUGUUUAACCCUGAGGAGCGGACGGUGACCUUCCUGAAUGGCCAGACGUACCCUCUGUCCACCCUGCGGGCGCUGGGGAUGGGGGCGCUGCUCGACGCCAUCUUUGACUUCAGUGAGAAGCUGGGAACUCUGAGGCUGGAGCCUGAUGAGAUGGCUCUGUUCAUGGCCGUGGUGCUGGUCUCUGCAGACCUUUCUGGCAUCGUUGAUAUGGGGGCAGUAGAACAGCUCCAGGAGGGGUUAAUCCGUGCUCUGCAUUCCCUCAUCCACUGCCGUCGUCCCGAAGAGAGCGCGUCCAUCUUCCCCAAGCUGCUCCUGCACUUGCCCGAUCUGCGCACCCUCAACAACCUGCACUCCGACAAGCUGCUGGCCUUCCGGAUUGACUCAUGAACAGCCCUGAACACACACACACACACACACACACACACACACACACACACACACACACACACACAGCAAUUCAGAACUCACCGACCACUCUCAGGGCAAGACUUCUCAGGAGAUUUAGGGACACUAGGGCAAUCCAUCAACAACAACAAAAAUGUUCAAGAAGCAUGUUUGAAAAAGGACAAUAAUGAAUAUAUUGAUCUCCAUCCUGUUUUCAUGCACAGUUAUGCACACACACACACACACACACACAAACAAACAACCUCAAGAUCUACACUUGGGGAAAGAUGGCCUGUUAGAACGUACAUCAGUGUUUUAGGCUUACCGUUACCCUUUUGGACAGAUCAGAUGUGUAUGGUAGUUUACCCGUUGUUUUCCAGUCUUUAGGAAACCAAAAGCCAGUUCACUUACUUGUUUAACUUAUUCCUAAUCUCCUGACCAUUGCCAAACCACAGUUGAGAGAGAAUCAGAGAGGAAGAUGUUUGUGGACAAUGACAAGUUUAGGGACAAUUAUUGGUGACUGAAUGUGUGGGUGUUAGUGUUUGUAUAAGAGAAAGGGACCCUGUAUAUAAUAAUAAUACAUACCAUUUACACUUAAGAUCAUAUGACUCCCAUUUCACUUAUAAACACAUCUGGGGUUUAAAUAUACAAGUAAGUCUCAAAUAUAUUAAACAGACUAAUUGCAUAUAGAAAUGCGAUAUUCUGUAGAUUGGCAAAUCAAAUUGUAUUUGUCACAUACACAUAUUUAGCAGAUGUUAUUGCGGGUGUAGAGAAAUGCUUGUGUUUCUAGCUCCAACAGUGCAGUAAUAUCUAACAAUUCACAACAAUACACACAAUACACACAACCUACAAGUAAAAGAAUGGAAUUAAGGAAUAUAUAAAUAUUAGGAUGAGCAAUGUUGGAGUGGCAUAGACUAAAUACAGUAGAAUAGAAUACAGUAUAUACAUAUGAGAUGAGUAAAACAAAAAUAUGUACACUACCGGUCAAAAGUUUGGGGUCCCUUAGAAAUUUCUAAUUUUUUGUUUAUUAAAAUAACAUCAAAUUGAUCAGAAAUACAGUGUAGACAUUGUUAAUGUUGUAAAUGACUAUUGUAGCUGGAAAGAGCAGAUAAAAAAAAUUGGAAUAUCUACAAUUGAGGUCGGAAGUUUACAUACACUUAGGUUGGAGACAUUAAAACUUGUUUUUCAACCACUCCACAAAUUUCUUGUUAACAAACUAUAGUUUUGGCAAGUCGGUUAGGACAUCUACUUUGUGCAUGACAAGUAAUUCUUCCAACAAUUGUUUACAGACAGAUUAUUUCACAAUUCCAGUGGGUCAGAAGUUUACAUACACUAAGUUGACUGUGCCUUUAAACAGCUUGGAAAAUCCUAGAAAAUUAUGUCAUGGCUUUAGAAGCUUCUGAUAGGCUAAUUGACGUAAUUUGAGUCAAUUGGAGGUGUACCUCUGGAUGUAUUUCAAGGCCUACCUUCAAACUCCGUGCCUCUUUGCUUGACAUCAUGGUAAAAUCUAAAGAAAUCAGCCAAGACCUCAGACAAAAAAUAUCCUCUGGUCUGAAGAAACAAAAAUAUAACUGUUUGGCCAUAAUGACCCUCGUUAUGUUUGGAGGAAAAAGGGAGAUGCUUGCAAGCCGAAGAACACCAUUCCAACCAUGAAGCACGGGGGUGGUAGCAUCAUGUUGUGGGGAUGCUUUGCUGCAGGAGGGACUGGUGCACUUCACAAAAUGGAUGGCAUCAUGAGGAGGAAAAUUAUGUGGAUAUAUUGAAGCAACAUCUCAAGACAUCAGUCAGGAAGUUAAAGCUUGGUCGCAAAUGGGUCUUCCAAAUGGACAAUAACCCCAAGCAUACUUCCAAAGUUGUGGCAAAAUGGCUUAAGGACAACAAAGUCUAGGUAUUGGAGUGGCCAUCACAAAACCCUGACCUCAAUCCUAUAGAACAUUUGUGGGCAGAACUGAAAAAGCGUGUGCGAGCAAGCAGUACAACUGUACAAAUCUGACUCAAUUACACCAGCUCUGUCAGGAGGAAUGGGACAAAAUUCCCCCAACUUAUUUUGGGAAGCUUGUGGACGGCUACCCGAAACGUUUGACCUAAGUUAAACAAUUUAAAGGCAAUGCUACCAAAUACUAAUUGAGUGUAUGUAAACUUCUGACCCACUGGGAAUGUGAUGAAAGAAAUAAAAGCUGAAUUAAAUCAUUCCCUCUACUAUUAUUCUGACAUUUCACAUUCUUAAAAUAAAAUGGUGAUGCUAACUGACCUAAGACAGGGAAUUUCUACUAGGAUUAAAUGUCAGGAAUUGUGAAAAACUGAGUUGAAAUGUAUUUGGCUAAGAAGUAUGUAAACUUCCGACUUCAACUGUACAUAGACGUGCAGUGGCCCAUUAUCAGCAACCAUCACUCCUGUGUUCCAAUGGCACGUUGUGUUAGCUAAUCCAAGUUUAUAAUUUUAAAAGGCUAAUUGAUCAUUAGAAAACACUUUUGCAUUAAUGUUAGCACCGCUGAAAACUGUUGUGCUGAUUUAAAGAAGCAAUAAAAAACUGGCCUUCUUUAGACUAGUUGAGUAUCUGGAGAAUCAGCAUUUGUGGGUUCGAUUACAGGCUCAAAAUGGCCAGAAACAAAGAACUUUCUUAUGAAAGUCGUCAGUCUAUUCUUGUUCGGAGAAAUGAAGGUUAUUCCAUGCGAGAAAUUUCCAAGAAACUGAAGAUCACGUACAACGCUGUGUACUACUCCCUUCACAGAACAGCGCAAACUGGCUCUAACCAGAAUAGAAAGAGGAGUGUGAGGCCCCUGUGCACAACUGAGCAAGAGAACAAGUACAUUAGAGUGUCUAGUUUGAGAAACAGACGCCUCACAAGUCCUCAACUGGCAGCUUCAUUAAAUAGUACCUGCAAAACACCAGUCUCAAAGUCAACAGUGAAGAGGCGACUCCGGGAUGCUGGCCUUGUAGGCAGAGUUGCAAAGAAAAAGCCAUAACUCAGACUGGCCAAUAAAAAUGAAAGAUUAAGAACACAGACACUGGACAGAAGAAGAUUGGAAAAAAGUGUUAUGGACAGACGAAUCUAAGUUUGAGGUGUCACAAAGAAGAACAUUCGUGAGAUGCAGAAAAGAUGCUGGAGAAGUGCUUGACGCCAUCUGUCAAGCAUGGUGGAGGCAAUGUGAUGGUCUGGUGCUUUGGUGAUGGUAAAGUGGGAGAUAUGUACAGGGUAAAAUGGAUCUUGAAGAAGGAAGGCUAUCACUCCAUUUUGCAACGCCAUGCCAUAUCCUGUGGACGGCACUUAAAUUGGAGCCAAUUUCCUCCUACAACAGGAUAAUGACCCAAAGCACAGCUCUAAACUUUGCAAGAACUAUUUAGGGAAGAAGCAGUCAGCUGGUAUUCUGUCUAUAAUGGAGUGGCCAGCACAGUCACCGGAUCUCAACCCUAUUGAACUGUUGAGGGAGCAGCUUGACCGUAUGGUACGUAAGAAGUGCCCAUCAAGCCAAUCCAACUUGUGGGAGGGGCUUCAGGACGCAUGGGGUGAAAUCUCUUCAGAUUACCUCAACAAAUUGACAACUAGAAUGCGAAAGGUCUGCAAGGCUGUAAUUGCUGCAAAUGGAGGAUUAUUUGACGAAAGUCAAGUUUGAAGGAAACAAUUAUUUAAAUUAAAAAUCAUUAUUUCUAACCUUGUCAACGUCUUGACUAUAUUUCCUAUUCAUUUUGCAACUAAUUUCAUGUAUGUUUUCAUGGAAAACAAGGACAUUUCUAAGUGAUCCCAAACUUUUGAACAGUAGUGUAAACAUUAUUAAAGUGGCCAGUGAUUUCAAGUCUAUGUAUAUGGGACAGCAGCCUCCAAGGUGCAGGGUUACGUAACCCGGGUGGAAGCCGCCUAGUGAUGGUUUUUUAACAGUCUGAUGGCCUUGAGAUAGAUAAAAGUUUGUGAGGGUUUUAGGUGCCAAGCCAAAUUUCUUCAACCUCCUGAGGUUGAAGAGGCACUGUUGCGCUUUCUUCACAACACUGUGUGUGGGUAUAUUGUCUACAUCAGGAAUCACAUCAGGUGUAAUGGAGACAGAACCAGAACUUUGUCUCCAAGCAUGUUGGGUUUGUUUUGAUUAUUUUGUUGUUGUAAAUAAUAUUGUGUUAUUCAAAUGUCUCUGUAUUAAUAACAAUAUAUGUCAGAUCUGCUGGGCAAGAUCAGAGUGUAUAAGAUAAGUCUAUGGAUCAGAGAUUAUAGGAACAUAAUGGAGUAUCUGUAAAGGGUGGGGGUUGGCAAUGAAGAAGUGGAUUAUGCACAGGAGAAAAUUAUGUUGGAGAGGGCACUGUAUUGUAUUGGUGAAAGGGACUGUGCCAGUAACACUCACCAUGGUGUCAGGUCAGAUGAGGUACCAAACCAACGGAAUCACUGCAUUCACCAGCACUCCUCACUCCACAACCCACAAAGUGCACCUUCUCCCCUAUCCCCAUCCAAGGUUUGUCAUACAAACUGAAAAAAGAUACUUUCAAGGUGGAGGAUCUCAUUUGAUUGCUACAGAUCUGAUCCACUCACUGCUAGUUGAGAUUAUGGUUGAUUGAGCACAUCUUCUACAUUUUGUAAAUUGCUAUUUCUUCCAUAUAAUAAGAUAUAAAGAUGAAAUGAUGUACCUAUUGAA